AGCUGCUCCAUCCUGCCUUUUUCUAUCUGUCUCUUUCAGUAUUCGCUCUGUGGAGAAGGCCCGUGCUGAGCUCCUGCCUGAGAUCGCUCAAAUGCGUGCCAAAGCUCAAGAGGAACAGAAGAAAAGAGAGAACCAGGAUUCGCUUGUCCGUCGCAUGCAGAAGAGAGUCCUACUGCUCACCAAGGAGCGCGAUGGAAUGAGGGCCAUAUUAGAGUCGUACGACAGCGAGUUGGCCACAAGUGAAUACUCCCCUCAGCUCAUGUUCCGGGUCAAGGAGGCAGAGGACAUGCUGCAGAAAGUCCAGGCACACAAUACUGAGAUGGAGACUCAACUGUCUAAAGCCCAGGAGGAGGCAGGCACCUUCAAAUUACAAGUUCAGAUGAUGACUGCUGAACUCGAGGCUCUGAAAGAGCAGCAGGUGUCUAAUGCUGAGAAAAACACCUUAGCAACAGCAGAGGAAGUCAGCUCUCUCAGGCAGAAGAUUGAGGAAUUGGAGGCAGAACGUCAGCGGCUGGAAGAGCAAAACAACAUUCUGGAGAUGAGACUAGAGAGGCAUAACCUCCAGGGAGACUAUGACCCUGUAAAGACAAAGGUGAUCCACCUGCAAAUGAACCCCACCAGCAUCGCAAAGCAGCAGCACGCUGAAGAAGUGGAACAGCUGAGGUUGGAGUGUCAACUCUUGAGGGACCGAAUCCGGAAAAUUGAGGCAGGUGGUGGGGUGACAAAAGAUGACACUACCCUCAUCAUCCCACCUUCACAAGAAAUACUGGACUUGCGUAAGCAGAUGGAGAGUGCAGAACUGAAGAACCAGCGCUUGAAGGAAGUGUUCCAGAAGAAGAUUCAAGAGUUCCGUACUGCUUGUUACGUACUUACCGGGUACCAGAUCGACAUCACCGUGGAGAACCAGUACCGGCUCACUUCGGUGUACGCUGAGCAUAUGGAGGAUUCGUUAUUGUUUAAGUCUACUGGUCCAGUGGGCAGUGGCAGCAUGCAGCUGUUGGAGACAGAUUUUUCCCGCACUCUAACUGGACUGGUAGAUCUGCAUCUCUUCCAUCAGAAGAGCAUCCCAGUGUUCCUCAGCGCGGUCACCAUCGAGCUGUUCAGCCGCCAGACUGUCACCUGAUUUACCCAUCAUUGCUCGACCACACGGUGCUCAGGGAACUCUCUCUCUCUCUCUCACACACACACACACACACACACACAAACACACACACGCACAGCAAGACACUGACAUCUACAGAACUCCUGGGCAUACAAUCUGAUCAUUUUUAAUUUGCUUUUUUUUUUUCCCCCAGAUCAAGCAUUGCAUAGUUGAAGGUCAUCAUAGCAUGACAAUCUAUAUGCCAACAUUUCAGUAGUAUAGUGAUUGUGUAUUUUUCUUUUAAUACUAUAAACCCACACUGUGUUGUUUAAGAAACGGGUUAACAUGUACAAGAGAAACCUGAAGAUGUGCAGUCCUCUUUUUACAAGCAUCAUCUUUCAUGGCUGUUUAUUUGUCUGUAUUGAGGAAAAAAUA
This is a messenger RNA of Sinocyclocheilus anshuiensis, 1516 nucleotides long. RefSeq names its product mitotic arrest deficient 1 like 1. Gene Ontology annotation, cellular component: mitotic spindle; kinetochore; nuclear envelope. Lineage: Eukaryota; Metazoa; Chordata; Actinopteri; Cypriniformes; Cyprinidae. The record is from RefSeq and is a predicted model, not a curated record. Gene Ontology annotation, biological process: mitotic spindle assembly checkpoint signaling; attachment of mitotic spindle microtubules to kinetochore. The transcript has 8 exons. The annotation marks the transcript as partial.